Histoplasma capsulatum G186AR is the source of this 666-nucleotide messenger RNA. RefSeq lists its product as uncharacterized. Bases 1 to 666 code for a protein of 221 amino acids. NCBI's taxonomy places the organism in Eukaryota, Fungi, Ascomycota, Eurotiomycetes, Onygenales, Ajellomycetaceae. The record is from RefSeq and is a predicted model, not a curated record. The transcript has 5 exons.
AUGAUCCAGAAGAAAGCUGUACCCGAAAUGCCUGAAAAUGCUAUAGGAUGGCUGCGACCGAAUGGCAUUGUUCCUGCGCGUUUUAAAGAACAAGCUAUGGCGUUAGAGGCAUUAUUCCAGGAGGGUCCAGGGAAGUACGCUGAAUUGCUGGCGAUGCGGAAGCAAUUCGUAAAGGAACUCAGCGCAUAUUACUGCGAUCCAGCAUUCAAGGAUUGGAAACCCAGUGAUCUCCUCCUUCCCCUCUCUCCCAAGAGGCAGAAAAGGUCUUCAGGUUCCAGCUCAGAUUCGGACGAAACAACGAAUGGCAUAAGGGUGGAAGAUUUUCGGGUCGGAGGCCCGUACCCGCGAGUAUUGCUGACCCUGCGCUUCUUCAAUGCAAUGCUCUACUCCAGCAUGCCGACCAACCUCAAUCUCUACCACAAUCGAGGCAACGAGAACGGGGUCCUGCUCACCUUAGCUUGCAAUGAAUUUGGAUUCCAAUCAAAUGGCCUCUUGGCUUUUACAACAAACAUCCUUGUUGAUGCCCAUGACGACUUUCUGAGAACGAUAACCAACUGGCAUUACCUUCCUGUUCUGAUAUCAACCACAUUCCAGGAUUGGAUUGUCAAUGCAACGGAAGUUGUACCUAAAAUCUCCAGAUUGGAGAUUUUUGCCUCAUCGAACUGA